AUGUUCAGUCAAAGACUACCUAAAGCCCCAUUAGAUGGAGAUAAUCAAUCACCUAAAUUCAAUAGAUUAUCGAUGAAUUUAUCCAACAGUCAAUUGCGACCUCAGUCACCAUCUAGUGAAAGUUCAAGGGCGAGAAGGAAACCACCUCCGGAUUUGAUUGGGGAGGUACAAAUGAAGAAUGCCAACAAGAUCAACGAAGAAAGAUUGAAUUCUUCCAAAAGUAGACAUGAAUUAGACGAUAUUAUAAAAGAUUUAGAGACGGAAAUUGAUAAAUACAACAUAACAUCCGACCCUUUUGAUAAUACCAUGGAUAGUUCUAUCAACAAUAUGGAUGAUUCGAAUAUUGAAUUCGAUGAUCCAUUUAUAUUCACUGAUAAUGGUCAUGAAGGUAAACAAAAUUUAACCGAGUUCGUUCCACCAUCGGGUGAUAUUCAACGAUUAGAUUCAUAUAAUUCAUCAUCUUCCAGUGUUUAUGAUUCGCCAAUGAAAUCACAAUCUAGUUUGACCGAUUUCAAACAACCACCACAAAAUUAUUCAAUGUUUGGAAAUUCUUCUCCAUCAUUAGAACCUCCGAAAGAAAAUUCCAUACCUUAUCCUUUGGAUUCUCCCAUAGCUCCAUCACCAACCAGUCUUACAUAUUCACGAUCCGUUGAAUCAAAUAUUAGUGACGGUAACCAAUUUAAUGCCCCAAUAUACCCCAAUGAAGAUGAAUCUUUAAAAUAUAAUAAUUCUAAUGAAACAACACCUAGAAAAUUAACAAGAAAUAAUUCUCUAGGUAAAGUUAAUUCCCAAAUUACUAAUGCAUCAAAAAAUCAAUUAAAACCAACAAUACUGACACCAAUAACUAAUUUAACAUUUACAGAUUCAAUUCGAAAUUCAACCAGUUCAUCACAAAAUAAUGCCCCUGCCAUGAAUCCUGCUAUAUCACCGAAUAUAAUGAAAUCAAGUCAUAGAAAGUCUAGUUCUAUGAGUUCGAUUUGGUCAUCAAAUUCAAAUAGAAAUAUCAAUUUGGCUACUUUAAAGAAAACGUUUAACUUAAGAGUAGGUGAAGGUGAAAGAUCGAAUUAUGUCAUAACUUUACGAAAGAAUGCAGGAACAGCUUAUAAUGAAACAGCUCCAGGAAAAUGGAAAUUACCUAUAGGUAUAUCACCUAUCGAUAAGCGAGCUACCUAUACUUCUAUGAGAAUGGGUAUAUCACAAAAGGCCAAAAAAGGAAGUGGAGUUGAAUUGAAACAUGGUCAUUUAGCUCCAAGAUUAUUAGCUGCUGAAGUAGAUGAUAUGGAUGAUGCAAGAUCAUUAAAAGGAUUGAGAACCACCAAUACAUCAACUUCUUUAGGUAAUUCCUCAUUAACUACCAAUAGUUCAGGUAGUAAUGGAAUCAGAACUUCAAAUUCCAGUACAUUAUUAACCAACGAUGCACCAUCAAUCAAAAGUAUUCCUAGUAAUAAGAAUUCAUUAUCAAGAACUAUAACCGAAAAUUCCACUACUAGUUCAAUAAUUACAACCAAUGAUAAUUCUAAAACCCCUAGUUCCAAGAGAUCAAGUUCAAUAUCGUCAUCUUCAGGCAGUAUUUCUGAUGAUGAUGUUCAAGUAGGAGGAUUCUAUCAACAUCCAGGAUAUAAAUAUGAUGAAGAAGAUGAAGAUAAUUUAACUCAUAAAGAAGAUAUUGAUGCUGAAACAGAAGUUGAAAAUACCGAUAUUGAUGAUAACGAUAAAGAACCACCUAGAUUGUUCCUCGCUAACCCUGAUAAUGAUAGCGAUAGUGAUUAG
Molecule: messenger RNA, 1770 nt
Organism: Yamadazyma jaroonii
Lineage: Eukaryota; Fungi; Ascomycota; Pichiomycetes; Serinales; Debaryomycetaceae
Source: the annotation of a GenBank genome assembly